GACAAACUUCAUUGGCCAUUGAAGAUAUGCUUGUCGCGGCCAAGAAAGAUCUAACUACGAAAUUGACCGCUGAAAGCUUGGAGCUGCUACUGCUGAAUAAAUGGCUUAAGGAGAAGAGAAAACCUACGACCGACAUCAACUGGGCAUUAGCGGGUGACUCUGGCGAGAUCUUGGAAAAAUACACGAGAUAUUUCAAGAAGAAGUGGUCAAAUGAAGCUGCGCGAUGA
This is a messenger RNA of Phytophthora nicotianae INRA-310, 227 nucleotides long. RefSeq lists its product as hypothetical. Lineage: Eukaryota; Oomycota; Peronosporomycetes; Peronosporales; Peronosporaceae. The transcript has a single exon. The annotation marks the transcript as partial. The record is from RefSeq and is a predicted model, not a curated record.